Molecule: messenger RNA, 1307 nt
Organism: Lindgomyces ingoldianus
Lineage: Eukaryota; Fungi; Ascomycota; Dothideomycetes; Pleosporales; Lindgomycetaceae
Exons: 2
Coding region: 9-1307 (432 amino acids)
Source: RefSeq, a predicted model, not a curated record
GACUCAGUAUGCAGUAUCCUAGCACACUGAUCAGCGCCCUUGCCCUGCUUCCAGCGGUCAACUGUAUCGCUUUUGGAGGACCUGCCCCUACUCAGGGUACUCGCGCGGUAACUGGAUCAAGUCCUAAGCCUACCAAUGGACCUUCCCUCGCAGAGCUACGUAGGAGGGCAAACGUGAACCCGGAGACAUGUGGUUUUUAUAGUGAAGAUCUAGAUUUACCCGUUACUUGCGGCAUUGGCAGAACGUGUAUGAUGUUUUCGUCCGCGAGCAUCGGCGCAGUCGGUUGUUGUGAUGGUUCCGAUCUCCAGGCUUGCGGCUGGGCGACUGGUUGUGUUGACUACCAGUCUUUGACGGCUGGUAAUUGCAAUGGAGCUUGCAAGUCGAAUAGCUUCAUCCGGAAAUGUACCGAUAGCUUCUCACCGUACUGCGUCACUUGGACGUAUCCUGGAGAUGGAGUCAAAGAUUUCGGCUGUACGGACGACAUCUUGUCCACGUAUGAGACUAUCUUCUUCGACGCAACGGACACCUUGUUCUCCUCAUCAACGUCUAUCUCACUUCCAACAAUUUCAGGAAAGGCCGUUACAGGUUGGGAUGGAUCCUCUACCAACGGCGGUGGCGCUAGUGGUACCGGUACUGCUACAGAAACCGACACCGAUACUUCCAACCCUACAUCUGCUCCUUCAAAUGGAGGUGGUGGGAGAAAGAAAACAUCGAAAUCCAAAGUCUCGAUCGGAUUGAUUGUUGGUGUUGCAGCUGGUGUCUUCCUUCUAUUCCUCGCAAUCGUAGCUAUUAUCAUCUUCUGUUGUGUCAAGCAGAAGAAGAAGAAGAAGCAAGAACUCGCAAACCAACAAGCCAUGGCCGCCGCACAAGCCUCUCGCCCGCAAUCUCAAUAUAACCCGCCAAUGCAGCAUCAACAAAUGGCACAAAUGCCUCCGCCGAUGCCGCAGACACCACAGCCAGCAAACAACGAGUACUUCAAACCUGGCAUGCAACACCCGCCGCAGAGUCCGUACCAGCAACAAGCAGAGCCGCAGAAAUUCAACUAUCAGCAGAAUGUUCAUGAGACUCAGACUCAUUCUCCGUCAAUCUCAAACCCUCCAACACCUACUCCUGCGUAUACCCAACCAUACCACGUGCCUAACGGUGUUGUACCGCCAAUGCCGGCACAGUCUCCUGGUCCCUAUCAGCCUAGAGAGCCAACGCCGGGGGCGCAUGAGGUCGACGCGAUAAGCAUGCCUCACGCGCCAACACCACAAGGCCAGCAACCUCAGCACCAGCCUGUGUACGAGAUAGGAAGUGGGAGAUAA